AGCGCAGCCCGGUCUGAACUAACUGAACUCACAUGUGUUUGGCAGCCGCGGUGCUGCCAUGAGGCCAGACGUGUCCGUUAAUGAUUGACCAUUAGCUUCAGUCUGGCGUUGAUUUUGGCUUGUUUAUGGUGGUUUUGCCAUUCCGUCCGGAGCAGUAAGAGCUGAAGUCCAGUCAUUUUAAAACGCCUCUGCGCUUUAGCGUUAGCUUAGCUCACAGCUAUGACAGCCUUGCGGGCAGCCAAACAGGCUCUUAGAAAGGAGAUAAAGAAGCGAGUGGCCAGUCUGAGCGAAGAAGAGAAAGUCCGCCAGUCACAGGUUGUGUCUCAGAAGCUGUUGGAACAUCCGAAGUACCAGAGCAGCCAGCGCAUAGCCGUGUUUCUGAGCAUGCCUGACGAAGUGCGCACCGAGGCCAUCGUCCAGCACAUGUUCAGCAGUGGAAAAGUGUGUUUUAUCCCAAAGUAUCUGACCAACAGCAGCCACAUGGACAUGCUGCAGCUGAACAGCUUGGAGGACAUCAGAUCGCUUCCUCUGACCAGCUGGAACAUCCGCCAGCCGGCUGACAGCGACGCUCAGCGUGAAGAAGCCCUGGACACAGGUGGAUUAGACCUGAUCCUGAUGCCGGGACUUGGCUUUGAUAAGAGCGGAAACCGUCUAGGAAGAGGUAAAGGCUUCUACGACACAUACCUGGAGCGCUGCAUGAGGCAUCCCAAAGGAAAACCCUACACCAUCGCACUGGCCUUCAAAGAGCAGCUGUGUAAAGAGGUCCCCGUGGACGACAGUGACAUGCUCGUCAAUGAAGUGCUGUAUGAAGAGUGAGAUCCAUCUUAAGGGCCACUGUGAGCUCCAGACACCUUCUAGCUCCACUAUAUAGGUGUACAGUCACAGACUGUAGCCCAUCCCUUGCACUUUAUCAGCCCUCCCUCUUAUACAUUUCAUCAUUGGUCAGUUUCUGACCACAGAAACGCUAUUGUUUGGAUAUUAUUUGAGUGCUGGUCCAUUCUCAGCACAGAAAGUGACCACUGAUGAAGGACUAGAGUAUGAAGAACGACUGUGCAUAUGCAGUCUGUAACUGUACAUCAGAAAAGUGGAAGGUCAGAGUUUCUAAUAAAGUGGCCAAUGGACGUACACAGUUGUGUGUAAGUUUUGGAACCCCUGGUCAAAUAACACAUUUUUGAUGAUUUUCCUGCAGAGAACACACUUCUGCACGUUUUCAUACAUAUUUACUCUCUAUUUGCUGAAUUUAACAGAUUUUAUAAAAUAUAUAACCUUAAAAUUUGGCCUGUGCAAAAGUUAUGACCCAUUUUUAUGAUUUAUUUUGUUUUUUUUCAAUAUGUUAAACCAAAUAAGUAGAUAUGGCACCUUGUUCUCUGGAUAUGUUAACAUGUUUUCACUUACAAAAUCAACUGAACAUGUGAAAGUGUUCAAACGUUUGCAUAUGACUGUAAGUAAAGCCAGGUUAGCCUGAGGAGCCAAAUAAAAAAGGGCUUACGACUUUCAGAAAUUUAGACUGUUUAAAAUCUCACUCACACACACAAGCGUGCUGAAAUGGUACUUAUUGACGCAGGCAGUUCAAAUGCAUUUAGGUGGUAAUGGAAAAUGCUGUUAUUGACGUUUUAAAACUGGACACAGUAACAAACAGUAAUAAAUCAGAAGGACAGUGUGACGCUGACUGUCUUAAGUGAGGUUCUCAUUGACUGCUUUACGUUGAGCUCUCUAAUGUUUACUUGCCCUUGUUUACCAAAGCAUACCAAAAUACCAAUGUGUUUAUAUACGCUCAGACCUCUUACAGUCAAGCUUUGCAUAUUCAUCCAAAACAUCAAUGACUGAAUUUCAACAUUGUGUGUUAGCUGUGUUAAUUAACAGUGCUUGUCUUGUCUUAUCAACUCUUUCUGUUUCAGGGGAGACGUGCCUGCGGUAUUGACUUCACACUGUACCUUUUUUGUUAAUUUAAACCGUACAACCCAUUAAUCUUUUUAAAAAACUACUUGCCAAUGACUUUGUUUGAUUUAUAGUGUUGACUGCUCCUUUGUUCUGUUUAUGAGGCAAGAGUUUAUUUGAAGGGACUCGUUUUGUUAUAAUUAAGAUAAAAUAACACUAAAGACAAACAUUAAUAUGCUUUGUAAAAAACAAAACUUGAAAAUCUAAAAUAUAUGUGAAAUAAA
This is a messenger RNA of Pygocentrus nattereri (red-bellied piranha), 2162 nucleotides long. It is a transcript of the gene mthfs, whose product is annotated as 5,10-methenyltetrahydrofolate synthetase (5-formyltetrahydrofolate cyclo-ligase). The transcript has 3 exons. Gene Ontology annotation, cellular component: mitochondrion. The record is from RefSeq and is a predicted model, not a curated record. The coding region runs from base 220 to 816 and encodes 198 amino acids. Gene Ontology annotation, molecular function: 5-formyltetrahydrofolate cyclo-ligase activity. Gene Ontology annotation, biological process: tetrahydrofolate interconversion; folic acid-containing compound biosynthetic process. NCBI's taxonomy places the organism in Eukaryota, Metazoa, Chordata, Actinopteri, Characiformes, Serrasalmidae.